AAUAUUUACGUCUCGGAGAAAUUUUUUUAGUGCAUUGGUCAUAGAAAACAAAAAUUGUGUACAAAAUUUUGCAAAACAAAUAAUAAAAUAUUACAAUUACCUGUUUAUAUAGAAAAGUAAAAGCAAAUAAAUGUAAUUAACAAGAAGAUUUUAUGAAAAUCUACGGAAUAACAACGAAUGAAAGCAGUAGAAAAUGUUGAAAUAUUUCAAAAGACAGAAAAGUCGUGCUGGUUCUACAAAUACUAAUGAAAAUGAACAAUACUACAGCACAAACAACAACAAGAAUGGUGUAAAUACUAAUGUUGAUGAAACUGAUAGCGCUGGUGGUGCUUUAGAUGACCUAUCGUCAUCCUCUGCUACUACUGCUGCCUCUGUAAAACGUCAUUCACUACGUUCGACUUCCAGUUUUUGUGAUGAAGUUUUUCUUGAAGAGUUAGCUAAUUUGGGCCUGUUGAUGACAGCAUCAAGUGCAGGGGGCUCGGAGGAAGAUGCUGUUAGUUAUGGUGCUUUAAGCUUAGGUGCACUUAGUAAUGGUGGUUGUAAUCAAGUCGUAGGUGCUGCUGCGGCCUCUGCACUGGCUUUAAAUUCAAUUGUUGAAUUUGAUGAAGACAUUUUCAAAUACCAUUCCCGUCUUUCGAUGUCCGUCACAUCCAUAGUCAAUGAACCAAAUUGCCUCAGUUAUUUUGUUCAAUUUUUAGAAAAACGUAACGCUUUGCCUUUAAUCAAAUUCUACUUAGAUACAGAAAAUUUUAAAAAUGCCGCUUUAGCACAAUUGCGUAAAGAACAAAAACUCAAACUGGUGGCACAACAAAUACCUGAGGAGUCCACAGACGUUGUACAAGAAAUGGCACAAGCAAGCAGCAAUAAUGAUACAGAUGAUAAUAUAAUGCUGCAGCAGCAACGUAAUGAUUUAAGUGAAGCGCAUGCUGCUGCAGCUGCGUCAUGUGUUGGAGCAGAUGGCUCAGAUAAUGAUAGUAGCAUUGUACCUGAAUUAAAAACAUUGUGCGAUUUAACCAUGCGCAAACCCUUAACCGAUGAUGAAAAAUCUCAAAUCUAUGCAGAAACAAGUAAACAACUAACUAAAUGUAAUGAUAAGAAUACUACUACUACCACUUAUAAAGCUUCCUCAGAACUAUCGCUGUGUAGUUUAACUAGCAACUUUACGGAAAUUUCCGAAUGUGUUGUAAUAUCAAUGGCCAGUGUACAGGAUGCCCUAACCAUAUAUCAGAAAUACUUAAGCGGCAAUUCGCCACAGCAUAUAGAAAUACCGGUUGAUAUACUAUCAAAGAUUUCCUUGAUAUUGUGCAAAAAAGAACAGGAGGAAGAAAACUGUGCCAUUACCUCGGAUUGCUUUACAGAGGCUCAGCAAUUCAUCCUCAACCAGUUGGAGAAGGAAUACCUAAAUGAUUUUCUACAAAGUACCUAUUAUGCAAAAUAUUGCGUGGAAUUAAUACAAAGCCAUAAUUUAAAUAUCAACGAUAUCUUACACAGUGAGGUAACACUGUUCUAUUUGAUGGAAUAUCUGGAACAGCAUCAAGAGAGAGAUUGUUUAGAUUUUUGGUCCUCCGCCAUAAAUUAUCGCAAAAGUUAUUUGUCUCAGGAGCCACAAGUACGCAACGAAAAAGAGGCCCAAUCUGAUGCCAUGAUAAUUUAUGAGAAAUUUUUCUCCUUGCAAAAUGAGCUAAAAUUGUGGUCUUCAAACAAAUUACGAUCUCAUGUAGAAUCCUGUAUUUGUAGCGAAGGUUUGGUGUUUUACUGUUUCGAUUUGCCUCUAAGAGUGGCUGCCAAAUAUUUAGAAUGCAAAUAUUUGAAAUUGUUUUUGAAAUCUUCGUUAUUUGCCAACUAUUUAAAUGAACUUAAAACACGCAUCGAAGAUGACGGCGAACACAAAGAAAACCUUAAUAAAUUUCAAUCCCUGCAUAAACCAUUGCGUCGUUGUGUUAGUGACAAAACCGCCAAUAGACAUCGUAAAACCUUAUCGGAUUGUACGCUAGAUAAGAAAUUACCCAUCUCACAACACAACACCUUAUUAGCAUCCAUGGACAGCCACUCGUCCCAUCUAAAACAAUUCCACUUGAAUAUUGACUCGUCCCAAUUAACCAAUCCCGACUUGCUGUGGCAUCGCUCUAAUAGUAACAAUUUGAAAUUCGGUCGCGUCAACUCUUUAGGUCGUUAUGAACGAGAUUUCAUCUCACCCUCAGAUGCCUUGCAUCACACAUCCUUGAAAUCAACGCACAAUUGGUCUUUGGCAUUAAAUGGUAAUAAAAUUAAAAAUGCUAUGCGUAAAUUGGUUCAUUUACCCGAUGAUAAUGUACAAGAGGAAAUCGCCUGGCAGGUGGCCGAAAUGAUAGUGAAAGAUGUCACCAAUGUUACCAUGCGCCAAGGCGAAGAAAAUCACACAAAAAAGUCUUAGUAAGUUUUCAUUUUUUUUUAUUAUUUAUGAUUCUUUUCUUUCUUUCUAAAUACAUGUUAUGGGUUGUAUGAAUUUUAUAUGCAUUCAUGUAUAACAAAGCAAUAAUGAAAACAAAUUUACAGUGAUAAGAAUUUACAAAACCACAACAAAAAAAAGUCAUAGUUUUUUAGUUCAAAACUAAAUCUCAAAUUAAUUUUUUAUUCCAAU
Messenger RNA from Calliphora vicina (urban bluebottle blowfly), 2620 nucleotides. It is a transcript of the gene pkaap, whose product is annotated as A-kinase anchoring protein pkaap. Gene Ontology annotation, cellular component: mitochondrion; plasma membrane. The record is from RefSeq and is a predicted model, not a curated record. Bases 194 to 2413 code for a protein of 739 amino acids. Lineage: Eukaryota; Metazoa; Arthropoda; Insecta; Diptera; Calliphoridae. The transcript has 3 exons. Gene Ontology annotation, biological process: intracellular protein localization.